UGGGGUUCAUUUCAACGAGGAUUGGUGGGUCACAGUCCUCCUUGGCUUCUAUGUUUUCAUAAGAUCGUAAUACAUUUCCAAACUGUAAGAUCCCAUUUCAUCUUCUAAUCUGAAAAAUUCUUUCUGGGUUUCGAUUAAUCUAAAUUUUUGAGGUUUCAAAACGAUGAAACCAGGACUUUCAUCUUUGAUAGGGUUGAAGGCAGCAACCUUAUUCUCUCUAUUUCUAUUUCUUAGAUUCUAUGGUUUCAGAUUGUUAUCGUUUCAAUUCUUAUAUGCUUCUUUAGUUUCUCUCUUGGUUUCAGUUGCUUCUCUUCCAUCUAUCAAUCUUCCCCUGCUUUUGGGGAAGAAAUCAGAUGGGACUUUCCCAAUUUGGUCCAUAAUUAUUUUUGGUCCAUUUUUGUAUUUCGUUCGGUAUCUUCCUUCAUUGCGUGGAUUGUACCGUAGAGAUGAUCCUUACAGUGAAAUUUGUGAAGGUUUAUUUGUUGGAGGGUGGCCUAGUUCACCUGAUAGAUUGCCUCCUUGCAAUCCUGCCAUUGUUGAUUGUACUUGUGAAUUGCCAAGGUGUUUGGACGUUUCUGGUUCAGGUUAUUUGUGUGUUCCAACUUGGGAUACACGCUCUCCUCAGCCUCAAGAAAUCGAAUCAGCUGUUCGGUGGAUUUGUAGAAAAAGAGAGCAGAAGAAGCCAGUGUUCAUCCAUUGUGCUUAUGGUCACGGAAGAAGCGUUGCGGUUACGUGUGCAGCAUUAGUGGCUCUAGGAGAGGCAGAAGAUUGGAAAGAUGCAGAGAAGAUAAUAAAGGAAAAACGACCUUGCAUCCGGAUGAAUUCUUCUCAUCGCAAAGCCUUGGAAGAAUGGUCAAAACAUCGGCUAUCCGCUCCAAAGAAGAAGAGAGACAAUGACGUGAGUUCUAAGCUUCUUUCUGGUAGCUGAAUAGCAAAAAUAUGAAUAUAAUAGGCCACAAUUUCAAACCCCUCCCCUUGUAACCUCGCAUAUCUUAUUGCUUGGAUGAACAUUGAUUCCUGGUAAUAUUAAUAGGUAAACAAGUAAACUCUCUGUAACAAGAACUUUCAUCUUUCUAUUUUGGAUUUUGUCCUUCAA
Messenger RNA from Benincasa hispida (wax gourd), 1096 nucleotides. RefSeq lists its product as uncharacterized. The record is from RefSeq and is a predicted model, not a curated record. Gene Ontology annotation, biological process: protein dephosphorylation. Lineage: Eukaryota; Viridiplantae; Streptophyta; Magnoliopsida; Cucurbitales; Cucurbitaceae.